Molecule: messenger RNA, 1380 nt
Organism: Coffea arabica (coffee)
Lineage: Eukaryota; Viridiplantae; Streptophyta; Magnoliopsida; Gentianales; Rubiaceae
Product: F-box protein At5g07610-like
Molecular function (GO): protein binding
Source: RefSeq, a predicted model, not a curated record
AUGGAUCCCCACCGCCGCGGUCGCGGCGGCACAUCCCGAGGCUCCUCAGCCGCAGAGUUCGCCAUUAAACACUAUGCCAAUCCAAGAAGAAUAUCUCUCCUUUCCUCCCCUACCACCUCCUCAGCCUCAGCAGAGCCACUACUCCUCGUCGAGAAAGAUGAUGAAAAUCAAAUCCCCAAAGCCCCGCGCCUUCAUUCCUCAUCAUGGUCAGCUGAUUUCGUAACCCACAAUGAAGAUCUCUUGGCCCAGAUUUUGCUUUUCUUGCCUCCGAAGUCCCUCCUCCGCUUCCAAUCCGUCUCCAAGCAAUGGUUAUCCAUCAUUUCCAGCCCUGGUUUCCGCCGCAUGCACAGCCGGAAAUACCGCUCUGCCGGCUCGUCUUUCUUUGUUCUUGACAGCUGUGUCGAUGACCCCCCGCUCAAUUUCAUCUCUCUCCGGCAAGAAGAUGUGAAAUUAAUGGGUACCAUUACUUCUGGCUUAAAUGAUUUUCUUGAUGGUGGUUUAGUCCUAAACAUGCAUUCUUGCAACGGUUUGUUAUGCAUUGAUGUUUCCUUCGAAUUGACCUUUUUUAACGAAGACAGACGAUUGUUAGUGUACAAUCCUACCACUGAUGAGUACAGGACUAUUCCUAGGGAGAAAUCAGCACAAGAUCAAUCUGAAGGUGUUAAUAUUGUUUUCGACCCUUCCAAAUCUCAUCAUUACAUACUCGUAAGCGCGUUGGUGGUCAAUGAAGAUGAAGAUGAAUUCAGAUUCACGGUAUAUUCAUCUGAAACUGGGCUUUGGAGCGAGACAGCGGCGAAAUUUGAGCAUGAUGGUGACCGGUAUUACUUCGAAAAAGGGGCGUAUUGGAAUGGUGAUCUUCAUUGGGUUAGUGUAUCAUCAGGUACUCUAUGCUUUGAUUUGGACAAUAAGCGUCUGAGGCCGGUGAUUCCUCAUCCCUCAACUCCCUCUGUUGAGUGGCGUGAUAUCUGUUACUUUGGGGAGUCAGGGGGCGACUUGUAUUUAAUCGGUCUGGACAAACCUCAAGCAAUGCUAUGGAAAGUUUAUUCCUUGAAAAGGGACUAUUCUGGCUGGGUUGUCAAGUAUUCCAUAGAUGUUGCUUCUUUGGUUACUUUUUAUCCUUCAAUGGUGGUUGAAGAAGAGUCGAAUGAGAAGCAUUUUGAUUUACAUAUGCCUUGUUUUGUUGUGGAUGAGAAAGAAAAGAAAGCAAUGCCUGUCAUAUUACUCAGGUGUAAAGUCAUUUCUUAUGAUAUCAGUGAUAUGACUGUCGAGGAGCUUGCUGAAAUAGAUUCCAGCCAUCUGGAGCAUGCUUUCUCCUUCAGAGCUCCAAAGUACUGUUUAGUGGAUGCUGUCCAGCACACUGAGACAUUGGCUUGUAUAUAG